Oncorhynchus gorbuscha (pink salmon) is the source of this 1805-nucleotide messenger RNA. RefSeq names its product thymidine phosphorylase-like. The transcript has 11 exons. Gene Ontology annotation, biological process: pyrimidine nucleoside metabolic process; pyrimidine nucleobase metabolic process. The record is from RefSeq and is a predicted model, not a curated record. Gene Ontology annotation, molecular function: pyrimidine-nucleoside phosphorylase activity; 1,4-alpha-oligoglucan phosphorylase activity. Gene Ontology annotation, cellular component: cytosol. Lineage: Eukaryota; Metazoa; Chordata; Actinopteri; Salmoniformes; Salmonidae. The coding region runs from base 399 to 1760 and encodes 453 amino acids.
GGGUCAUAUUUAUUUAGGUCAAAAUGACUGUUUCCCCUUCUGAUUCGUGAUGGGUAUUGACUACUGUCGUAGUUAAUGACUAACUGACCCGCUCCACCACUCACGCCCAUUGGUCACUCGUCCUUCCAUACAGACAGACAGAGAGGGGUAUUUGACCGGUGUGUCCUCAAGGUUGGAAGACAUGACAGUGUUCAGGAGCAGCGUUCCGGUACAGGUAGGAAACUCUGAAGUUCUGAAAGCCUUAAUAGACACAGAAAAGAAGAGGAGGAAUGGAAGCAUUGCUGAGUAAAUUCAGCUGACUAGUUCAGCCAACAGAAACGCGCUGCUCAAACAGACUUUCCAACACAACACUGGAACUCUUCCAAGUCAAGUCCGCUGUGUGUCAGUGAGCUGCAGGGAUGGCGCACCACGAGCAGAGCACAGCCACUUUCCCAGAACACAUCCGCAAGAAACAGAAUGGUGAACAGCUGAGCGCUGGGGAGAUCCGAGACUUUGUACAGGGUGUCAAGGACAAGACCAUCCAAGAGAGCCAGAUUGGAGCCAUGUUGAUGGCAAUCUGGCUGCAGGGAAUGGUAGCAGAGGAGACUCUCACACUGACGAAGGAGAUGAUGAUGUCAGGGGAAGUGAUGUCAUGGCCGGCAGAGUGGGAGGGGCUAAUGGUGGAUAAGCACUCGACAGGUGGAGUGGGGGACAAGAUCAGCCUGGUGCUGGCUCCUGCUCUGGCUGCCUGCGGCUGCAAGGUACCCAUGAUAAGUGGCAGAGGUCUGGCACACACAGGCGGCACGCUGGACAAACUGGAGUCCAUCCCUGGCUUUAACGUCUAUCAGUCUGUACAACAGCUGCAUCGGAUCCUGGAGGAGGUUGGCUGUUGCAUUGUAGGACAGACAGAUAACCUGGUGCCUGCUGACAAGGUCAUGUACGCUCUGAGAGACGUUACGUCUACAGUCGACAGCCUCCCACUCAUCACAGGCUCUAUCAUCUCUAAGAAGGGUGCUGAGUCUCUGAGUGCCUUGGUUCUGGAUGUGAAGUUUGGGAAUGCAGCUCUCUACAAAGACCUGGGCAGUGCCAAGUCACUGGCCCAGUCCAUGGUGACAGUUGGAAACAGUUUGGGGAUCCGUACGGGGGCGGUGCUUAGUCGUAUGAACUGUCCUAUUGGUCGCUGUGUGGGGAACACUCUGGAAGUGAUGGAGUCCCUGGAGUGUCUAAAGGGGAGGGGCCCAGACGACAUACUGGAGCUGGUCACAAGUCUGGGUGGGCUGCUGUUGUGGAUGAUUGGCCGUGCAGGGAGCCUGGAGGAGGGUAAAAAGGUGAUCUCUACAACCCUGCAGAAUGGUGCAGCCCUGGAAAAGUUCCAGAACAUGAUGAUUGGUCAGGGAGUAGCCAGUCAGAUCGCUGCAUCACUCUGUUCAACCAAUGCAGACUACUACAGCAUCCUGAGACGGGCACACUACCAGACAGAACUGGAGACACAGGGCCACGGAACAGUGCUGGACAUUGACGGCAUGGUCAUUGCUCAGGUGCUGCACAGGUUGGGGGCGGGACGUUCGAAGGCCGGAGACCCUGUCAAUCACAGCGUGGGGGCGGAGCUUCUGGUGUCUUUGGGACAUAAGGUGGAGAAAGGGCAGCCAUGGCUGCGUGUCCACUACGAGACUCCGGCGCUGAGUGCAGAGCAGAGACUCAGUCUACAAGGGGCGCUGACACUGGGGCCCGUCGACCAGCUACACACACAGUCACUAGUGGCAGAAAUCAUACUGCCAUAGUGACACAAAUACACUCUAUGUUAAAGCUUGAUUGGGAGAUGACCU